AGUCGGAUCUCGCGAGAGAGGACGGAAGCCUGUGGGAGCCCGUGGCCUUUAAAGUGCGAUUCAGCCCUUUCCUCCGGGGCUAGUUUGUAAACACGGCUGGGCUCCGGGCUCGCGGGUGGCUGAAAGGACCAUGAAUUAGUGACCUGGAAAGAGACACUAGAUGGCAACUUGGGAAGUAUUACUUGCUUAGCAAGAGCUUAGAGAUUCCUGUUAACAGAGUAAAACUCAUGGCCCACCAGCUACAAAGUGUCUUUGCCAUGAAACAGAGGACAUGAUAAACUGUUUAACUUAAUGAAAUUCAAGUUACAUGUGAAUUCUGCCAGAUACUGGAUUUAUGACUUAAAACCUUCCCACAGAGAAAACUGCAGGCUCAUAUAUAGCUUCACUGAUAAAUCAAGGACCUGUGGAAUAUGAGUGAUGACAAACCCUUUCUAUGCACUGCCCCUGGGUGUGGCCAGCGUUUUACCAACGAGGAUCAUUUGGCUGUCCAUAAACAUAAACAUGAGAUGACACUGAAAUUUGGUCCAGCACGUAAUGACAGUGUCAUUGUGGCUGAUCAGACUCCAACACCAACAAGAUUCCUAAAAAACUGUGAAGAAGUGGGUUUGUUUAAUGAGUUGGCAAGUCCAUUUGAGAAUGAAUUCAAGAAGGCUUCAGAAGAUGACAUUAAAAAAAUGCCUCUGGAUUUGUCUCCUCUUGCAACACCUAUCAUAAGAAGCAAAAUUGAGGAACCUUCUGUUGUAGAAACAACUCACCAGGAUAGCCCUUUACCUCACCCCGAGUCUACUACCAGUGAUGAAAAGGAAGUACCAUUGGCACAAACUGCACAGCCCACAUCCGCUAUCGUUCGUCCAGCAUCAUUACAGGUUCCCAAUGUGCUGCUCACAAGUUCUGACUCAAGUGUAAUUAUUCAACAAGCAGUACCUUCACCAACCUCAAGUACUGUAAUCACCCAGGCACCAUCCUCUAACAGGCCAAUUGUUCCUGUACCAGGCCCAUUUCCUCUUCUAUUACAUCUUCCUAAUGGACAAACCAUGCCCGUUGCUAUUCCUGCAUCAAUUACAAGUUCUAAUGUGCAUGUUCCAGCUGCAGUCCCACUUGUUCGGCCAGUCACCAUGGUGCCUAGUGUUCCAGGAAUCCCAGGCCCUUCCUCUCCUCAACCAGUCCAGUCAGAAGCAAAAAUGAGAUUAAAAGCUGCUUUGACCCAGCAACACCCUCCAGUUACCAAUGGUGAUGCUGUAAAAGGCCAUGGCAGUGGAUUGGUUAGGACUCAGUCAGAAGAGUCUCGUCCACAGUCCUUGCAGCAGCCAGCCACCUCCACUACAGAAACUCCGGCUUCUCCAGCUCACACAGCUCCACAGACCCAAAAUACAAGUGGCCGUCGAAGAAGAGCAGCUAAUGAAGAUCCUGAUGAGAAAAGGAGGAAGUUUCUAGAACGAAAUAGAGCAGCAGCUUCAAGAUGCCGACAAAAAAGGAAAGUAUGGGUUCAGUCCUUAGAGAAGAAAGCAGAAGACUUGAGUUCACUAAAUGGCCAGCUACAGAGCGAAGUCACCCUGCUGAGAAAUGAAGUGGCACAGCUGAAACAGCUUCUUCUGGCUCAUAAAGAUUGCCCUGUAACCGCCAUGCAGAAGAAGUCUGGCUAUCAUACUGCUGAUAAAGAUGACAGUUCAGAAGACCUUUCUGUGCCAAGCAGUCCACAUGCAGAAGCGAUCCAGCACAGCUCUGUCAGCACAUCCAAUGGAGUCAGUUCAACAUCAAAAGCAGAAGCUGGAGCCACUUCAGUCCUCACCCACAUGACAGACCAGAGCACCGAGCCUGCACUCUCACAGAUUGUCAUGGCCCCUUCUUCCCAGGCACAGCCCUCAGGAAGUUGAUUAAAGACCUGCAGUGAAACAGUUUUAGAUACUGAUUAGUGACUUCAAAGGGAAAUCAAGGAAAGACCAGUUUGCAUUUAUGCGAAAUCUGUGGUUGUAAAUUUUUUUUUUUACUUGAAGUUAAAUUUGUCUCUAGAGUUGAUAUAGUAGCAGUUGAUGAUCAGACUGAAUACAUUUUUAGUCUCUGGAAGACUGAUUUUGCUUUUUUUUAUACAUAUUGUUAAGAUUUAUUAAUUUUUCUGUGCUCAGUGUGUAAAUUGUAUCAUAAUUCAUUGUGGUUUAUUUCACUUUGAUUUAGUGGUAUUUUAAUAAAUGGGGGUGUUACUGAAUCACUCUUCCCACUUCCAUUUCUUUGCCCACCCCUUCUCCCUGAGCUGUGAUGUUAGUCUUGUUAUCAUUUAUACCAAAGUUCUGCAGAAUCCCUAUGUCUUUGUAAUAUGAACAGAGCUGUAAGGCACUAGGGAAGAGAAAGACAGGAAGUUCCUUUUAAUCUUUUUGCCUUUUAUUUUGCACAUUAUGCAAAAGAAAGAAUAUUAGAGACACUUUUUUUUAAGUGAGUGAAAGUAUGGUAAGACGUUUAGUGCUUUGUGCACAUUCUUAGACUAAUCAAGGUCAUUCAUCGCCCUGCAAUGUUUUUAAGAUUAAGUAAACAAAAAUUUUGGAAUCUUGAGCAUUUCAAAAAUGACUUGAUUUUUUAAGUCUUAAAUUCAGUAUUUUAAACCUGUGUUCUUGAGGCUGAAAACUAUGAAAUUAUGUAUGAUACAGGGUUAUCAGACUAGUAAUUUUUUUAAAUUUGCUCUUGUCAUUUGGGAUUUGUUUUGUUUGGGAAUUUGUUAUUGUGUGUGAUUUUUUUUUGUUUUGUUUUGCAGAUUUCAGGUAGCAAAACAAGAAGCUUAUGCAUAAUGAAGUGUGAUGUGGUUGCCAGAAAAGCCUAAAAUUAUGACUUAGAAAUGUUCAGACUGUUUCCCCCAUUGUCGUACUUGUUCUUGCGAACUAACUUGUACUUAUUCUUGUGAAAGCACUGUCAUCUUUUAGUAGCCGAUUUUGAUAAUGUUUCUCGUGGAAAAAAAUCAGUAUCUAUCUUUAGAACAAUGUAAUUAUAAUGUGGGAAUGUGAGAGAAUGAGUGUGUGUGUGUGUGUGUAUGUAUGUAUGCAUCUUUCACUAGUUUAUGCCAGCGAUAUUGCUUGAAUGUUUAACGAUGCCUUCAGUGUGAUGCUGGCAAUAGAUGACUGCAGUUGAGAUGCCAUUACUGUGCAGGCUUGGAUAACUAACAUUCCAUGAUGUAGCUUGUUCUAAUGAGAUGAUUGUAGUUACACUUUGCUCAUUAUCCAGUCAUCUGUGGAAUACUGAGUUUUCUAAUGUGCCAUUAUCUAUUUUUAUUCUGCAGUUAUGUUAAAAAUACAGUACAAUAUUUUAAAUAGACUAAAUUGUUAAACAUAAAAAUAAAAAAAAGUAGUAGAUGUGUGUAAGAAAACUUUGUAAAAUAGUUAUGAGUCCUACCCAGUAGCAACUUCUGGCGUUCAAGCAGGAUUCCAUUCUGUAAAUACUUGUAAUGUGUUUAUAAUAAGUUGUGUAGUCUGUUCUGCAUCCAUACUACAUAAUUACUAUGGUCUCAGUGUCAUCUCUUAAAGAGACUGAUGUUUCCAAAGCCUAUAUGGAAUGCCCUUGAGAGUUCAGGGGACACCCAUCCCACCUGCCUGAGUUCCAAACUGGGAGACAUGCAAAUUAUAUAAAUGACAUUUCAGGACUUUUAAGUAUGAAGAUAAUAGGAAUUUUAUUACUUGGCUAUUAAAAAUGAGAGCAUUUUGUUUGCUGAUUCUACUUUGUAUCUAUUACUUUCACCUGAUCUCAUAUUUAAUCAGUUUUAAUCACAAUUUUGUCGUAGUUAUGCUAAGGAGUUGAUCUCAAAGGCACAAAACAUGAAUUCCCCAUGCAAGCUUUUUGUCGUAGAUGGAUAAAGUUGGUCAAAGCCUCCAUGUCUCACUCUUUGCACUCUCGACAUUGUUCUUUCAUCUUCCUAUUUGUGCGAGCUUCGGUUCUUUGGUAACAGAUUCUUGCAACUGUAAAGUAGAAGUACAUAGAUGUGAGAAGUCAUGUAACGGUUAAUGAGCUACCACGGUUGACAAAGCUCUCGUUGUAAAUCAGUCUGUACUCAGCAAAUAAGAAUCAUUAUUAGUUGUAUAAACACACAAAAAAAUUACAUUUUGAAUUCCAGGAUGUCACACUACUUCUGUACUUAGCAUUUUGAGUCCUUAUAUUUGCAAUGUUACACAAACUGUACUAUUUUCUUUUAUGUACAGUUUGCAUGACUAAACCAUCAGAGAAUAAAUUCUAUCUUUAAAUUAUA
Arvicanthis niloticus (Nile rat) is the source of this 4222-nucleotide messenger RNA. RefSeq names its product activating transcription factor 2 (gene Atf2). Lineage: Eukaryota; Metazoa; Chordata; Mammalia; Rodentia; Muridae. Gene Ontology annotation, molecular function: DNA-binding transcription factor activity. The record is from RefSeq and is a predicted model, not a curated record. Gene Ontology annotation, biological process: regulation of DNA-templated transcription.